CACACUUAACAAAAAAUACUCUUCUUAAUCUCCUUUCUCCCAAAUCUUCCUCUUCUUGCAACAAAAAACUAUGGUUCCAAAUUCUUCUCCUUUCUUCCUAUCACUCACCCUUGUCCUCUUUCUCCUCUCCACAAAAUCAUCAUCAGCUCAAUCAACUCUUGACCCAAACCAACUCAAAGCUCUCAGAUCACUAAGUGUUCCAACAGGUAAAGACCCCUGUUCUCCACUUCGCAAAACCACCAUUUGUGACUCUUCAACUCCUUUUCACAACCUUAUUUCUCUCAAGCUUAUAAACUGUUCAAAUGAUGUGGUAUUAUCCCAAACAGCUCUAAAAUCUCUCUCAACUCUCACUGACUUACAGUUCAUCAACUGUCCUGUUUCUCCUAUUCAUUUCCCCUCUGAACUUUCCUCUAAUAUCAACUCCUUCACUUGCAUCAACUCCCUCAAAAAACUCACUAGUGUUUGGCUUAUUCGUUUACAUAAUGCAGUAAAUUUAACUGUGUCAAAUGUUCCAGUUUCUGCUAGCGGCCCAUCUAUAAUCUUGAACAGCAUCAAGAGUUUGCAUACCGUGACAAUAUCUCAUGCAAAUCUUACAGGGGUUCUUCCUACAAAAUGGCAUUUGAAUCUUACUUAUGUAGAUUUAUCUGAGAAUAAGCUUGAAGGAAGAAUACCAAGUUCUUUAACUAUGCUUGAAAAUCUUGCACAUUUAAAUCUUUCUUCAAAUUCUCUCAAUGGUACUCUACCAACUGCAUUUGGCAACUUACUUUCUCUGAAAAAUGUGUCAUUAGCUUCAAAUUCUUUAUCUGGAAAUAUUCCAAAAUCAUUUGCUGCUAUUCCUGGAUUAGUUCAUCUUGAUCUUGGAUCUAACCGAUUAAAUGGAACUAUUCCAAAGUUCAUUUCAGAUAUGAAGGGAUUGAAAUACUUGAAUCUUGAGAGGAAUAAUUUUCAUGGGAUUUUGCCAUUCAAUGCUAGUUUCAUCAAGAAAUUGGCUGUGUUUAAGGUGGGAGAAAAUUCUAAUCUUUGCUACAAUCAUUCCACAAUGUCUACCAAAUUGAAACUUGGCAUUGCUCCUUGUGAUAAACAUGGAUUGCCACUGUCUCCACCACCUCCUAAGGAAGAUUUCAGUGAUGAUAGUGAAGAUAAAGAGGAUGAAAGUCCACCACCUAAACAUGAACAUGGACCUAGCAGGGUUGUUCUUGGUGUUGCCAUUGGACUUUCUUCCAUUGUAUUUUUGAUUAUUUUCUUGGUUCUACUAUCCAAAUGCUGUAAAUGAUGAGUGUAAAUAAGGAAAAAAUCUUGGUCCAGUUAGGUUAGACAAAUUUCCUUAUAGAAUUUGAAGAUUUGUUCAUUAACUGUAUACUAGUAGAAUGUAAGAGUGGUUAUUACUCAAUUUGUGUGCGAUUCUAAUAGCAGUACUUUUGCUGAAAGAGGAUGCUUCAUUUCAGCUGUCUCCUAGGCUAUAGUGAUUAUGAGAGAGAGAAAAGUGGCCUAUUAUCUUAAUUCUUUUGUUAUUUAUGUA
Molecule: messenger RNA, 1519 nt
Organism: Nicotiana tabacum (common tobacco)
Lineage: Eukaryota; Viridiplantae; Streptophyta; Magnoliopsida; Solanales; Solanaceae
Product: receptor-like protein 51
Molecular function (GO): protein binding
Source: RefSeq, a predicted model, not a curated record